UCUGUUGUGGUUUUCCAAUUUUUAACCCCGUCUGAAGUUUUAUAAUGCAAGUAGUUUUGAAGUUCUUUUGGAAGUUUUUCGAUUUUUAUGAGCUCUAGGAAUGUCAUUUCCACUUUUUUUCAGUGUUAGGAUUAUUUCAUACUGAGAUUUGAAAAAAUGUCUCAAGCACAGCUUCAAAUGGUAGCUGAUUUGGAAAUGGAAAUGAUGGCUGACAUGUAUCGGCGGAUGACGACAGCAUGUCAGCAAAAAUGUAUCUCAACUCGUUACAGAGAGGGGGAAUUGACAAAAGGUGAAGCGGUUUGCUUGGAUCGUUGCGUCGCUAAAUAUUUAGAUGUACACGAAAAACUUGGAAAGCGGUUAACGUCAAUAUCACAGCAGGAUGAGAAACAAUUACAGCAAAUGCAACAACAAAUGCAACAGCAAUUGCAGCAACAAGUGAAAUAAUAAUUAAAUAAUCUCAUAGUUAUUUACAAAUUGCUCACAUUUAAAAUCUUCGUUUUGUUGUCUUUUAUUAUUAGCAUAACGAGCUGUUGAAAGCACUUGGACAAAACAAUUAAAAAAAUCAUUUAACGAUGUAAGUUUGUAUUCGAUUUUCAUCUUAUACGUCAGAACCAGACAGAACAUUAAGUUUACAAUAAAUGCA
This is a messenger RNA of Loa loa (African eye worm), 643 nucleotides long. Its product is annotated as transport to ibner membrane family protein. The transcript has 2 exons. NCBI's taxonomy places the organism in Eukaryota, Metazoa, Nematoda, Chromadorea, Rhabditida, Onchocercidae. Gene Ontology annotation, biological process: protein insertion into mitochondrial inner membrane. The coding region runs from base 157 to 444 and encodes 95 amino acids. Gene Ontology annotation, cellular component: mitochondrial inner membrane. The record is from RefSeq and is a predicted model, not a curated record.